AUGGAAUCGUCCUGCUCGACACCGGGUUCGAGCCGGUCACGUUCAACGGUAGGGUUGCGUCUGCCACUUCAUUUACAGCAACCGUCAUCGAGUAACUCAGGCCCAGCCGUGGUCAGUCCAUCCAUUCAUAGUGUGCGCCCAGGCCAGAUGUAUGUCACCGUUCAAACGCUUACUAAGGAAAAUCUGGUCAUCGUCCAAAAGACGAAGGUACACGAUGUGCUGUGGAAGUGCGGAGAAAUUCUAGAAAUCGCUGAAGACAAGUUGUUUGGACUUGCCGUACGUCAGCCUACGGAAGGAAUAGGAGGAGAUCAACCACGACACGAGUACUUCUUCCUCGACCCUGCCCAGAAAAUCGUCAAGUACGCGCCGAAGCAGCCUCGAUUUUCACAAUGGCAUAAUCGAACCACGGAGAACCGUCCUCUGCUUGUGCUGUACUUCCGAGUUCGCGUCUACAUAGACCAAGUGCGGUUGUUGACCUGUCCGAAAGCGUUGGAGCACUACUAUCUACAAUUGAAAGACAACUUUUUCGACCAAUGGGCCAGUCGUCACAGUGUGUCAGAAGAACGAUGCUGGGAAAUGGCUGCACUUGCACUCAAAGUGGACAAGGGUGACAACCCUGGCGGAUACUUUCGGGCCGAGCAAUACUUUCCGAUAUGGGUCAUUGACGUCCGCGGCUUGGAAUACGUCCGCAAGUACAUGCCGGCAGCGACAGAAGAUUUGAAAGAGAUGAGCCGAAAGGAUGCGAUGAUGAAAUUCGCAUUUGAAGCCAGCCGAUCCCCGUUCGCGCUAAACUGUCAUCUGUACGGCCUAAGGCGACACAAGAUGGAUACGGUCGACAAUGCUGUUCUUGGCAUCAACGCUAAAGGCAUUGAGAUGUGCGACAUCGGUGAAGAUGGCGAGCGGAUACCAUUACGUGCUCUUCCUUGGAACAGAGUGACGCGGCUGUCCUUCGAUCGAAAAAAGCUCACUAUUGUAGGUGCUGAUGGCACGAAGAUGUGUCUAUACGCACAAAGCGAGAACAAAGCUAGGUAUUUGCUGGAGCUGUGCCGUGCUGUACAUCAAACAUUAUUGGUGCUUUCGCACCAGAACGGUAAGGUGGCGCCGCUGCCGCAGUUGUUCCAUGAGAAGAGCGUGGACAGGGUCUCUACGUCCUCUAACGCAACAUCAACCGCCAACGCCGACCACGACAGGGACUGUGACUCGCUGCUGCACGACUCGCUGAGCACUUCUGGUGAUCGAGCCCAUGGUUCGGUGUCCUCGAAACAACGAGUUCGUAUUAAACUCGACUCAAAUCUUGACCUCAAGAUUGAGAAAAUGGAGCUUGAACGUAUGUUGAUUAAUGGAAAACUUUUACAGGACUAUGGGUUUUCUAUUCAUUUUCAUUUGUUUCCAUUAGAAUGGAAAGAGCUGUCUCCUUUUGCAAUGAAGCUGUGGCUUUCCUUAAGGCGACCGGCAAGUGUGGAUUCGGCAUCUCAGACUAUAGAGACAUGUACGCGCGGUGCACCGGUUGACGUAAAUUUCAAUCUCAAGCCAGGCAUCAACGCUUCGGAUCUCUUCAUCCUCGAAGCCUAUGGAGUGCCUUAUAAGGUAAGAAUUAUCAGGUCCUGA
Molecule: messenger RNA, 1608 nt
Organism: Angiostrongylus costaricensis
Lineage: Eukaryota; Metazoa; Nematoda; Chromadorea; Rhabditida; Metastrongylidae
Source: the annotation of a GenBank genome assembly